This is a messenger RNA of Caenorhabditis angaria, 1927 nucleotides long. The record is from the annotation of a GenBank genome assembly. NCBI's taxonomy places the organism in Eukaryota, Metazoa, Nematoda, Chromadorea, Rhabditida, Rhabditidae.
AUGAAAUUCCUUCUCAUCGCACUUUUGUGCGUUACCGUAACCGCUUACCAUGACAAAAAAUCUAUGCUCGAAUCGAAUCGCAUUAUGGAUCCUGAAGAACUCAAGGGUAUCAAAUCUGCAGCUUGUGACGAAUGUCAAAGUGUUAUCCAAAAAAUCAUCGACGCUUCAAAAGAUCCAAAGAAAUUGGAAGAAUUGAAAUUGGUUUUGAGCAUGUUGUGCAAAGAAACUUCGUAUAUUGAGGAAUGCCGAUUGUUUGUUAAUAACAUUGACAAAUUCAUUGAUACUUUGGCUCCAUAUUUGGUAAGUCCAUAAAUUAUGGCUUCAAUAUUUCUUGAAAGAAAAACGUCUUCAAAUUUUCAUUUUCAGAAAAAUCCAAAAGCCAUUUGCUCUCGCGUCCAUUUGUGCUCAAACAAGAAAAUCGAAUCAUUCCACAAACUUUUGUUGGAAUACACAGCUCGCGCUGGAAAAGCUCUCACCUCCGGACCAAAGAUCGUUUGCGACGAAUGCGAAUUCGCCGUAAAGGAACUUAAAACCGCUCUUGAAAACAAAGAUCUUCAAACUGAUGUUCGCAAUUUCUUGCGUGAAAAUGUUUGCAAUGUUUUGGGAAGCUACAGAGGAUUCGUGAGUUUUUCCUGAUUCCUCAAAAACUUCAGUCAGCUCUUACAAUUGAAUUUCAGUGCGACUUGGUUGUCGAUGAAUAUUUGCCACAAUUCAUCCAACAAGCUGACGCGAUUCUUUCCGAUCCACACCAAGUUUGCGUCGAUGUUCAUGCUUGCGAUGCUUCACGUCAAACUCCACGCAAGAAAUAUGUGGGUCUCAUUGGAUUCGUUCAACGUCACAUCCUCUAAAUAUUUUCCUAUUGUGCUUUUUGUAUUUAUUUUUGUGUCUUCUUCCCAUAAAUCGCAUAAUUCUUACCUAUGUUGUUUUUGUGAACGUCAAGGAAUUUUGGAAGAAUUGUCAGAUCACGAAAAAUCGUUUUCUGAAAGUUGGAAGAAAUCUGAAUACGAUUCAGGACUGGUCGAUAUUGAUAUCAAAAUCCAAUGUUUCCUUGUUAAAAGAAGUUCAGGCUUCCAAAAUCCAGACAUUCUAGACUUCUAUUCAAUAAUUUUCAAAAUUUCAGAACUUCAAUAAAGGUGAAGUUGAAAACAUCGAAACAGAAAUGGAGAAAUUCUGGGGUGGUUUGACGAUGAAAUCAAAACACGGAGAGGUGAGAUAUUUUGAAAAAAACAUUCAAAAAAGUUUAAUCCAAUUUUUUUUCGUACUUUGAUCUCUCGAUUCAUUUCCCAGACCAGAUCACGAAAAGAUCAAUCGCCCCCACAUUUACAAAAGCAUUUUCAAUAUUGUUCCAUUUAGAUCCUUGCAAUGUCUUGUUUCGAAUGCCAAUUGAUGGUUGAUGGUUUGCAAGAGGAAAUGAUUUCGCAAAGAGUGAUUUUUUUCAAUUCCUCCUAAUCUUCAACAAAAAAUAUUUCAGAAAGAGAUUGCUGGCGAUAUCCAAUCAUUUGCUUGCAAUAAAAUUGUACCAGAAAAUAUGACAGCUUCUUGCAAUGACUUUUUAUCAAUCUAUCUUCCAACAGUUAUUCAAAUGACCAUUGAACAAGUUACUGCAAAAGGAAUUUGUCAAGCUAACAAAUGUUGUCCAGUUAAUUUGGAUCAAAGUGUUUACAAGAGUUUCAGCUAUCAAGAUUUGGAAUCGAAUAAAUGCGGAGUAAUGAAAAAUCUUGAAGGAUACAUGAAGGAAAAUCUCGAAACUUCUGCUCUCAAAAAAUUCGUUGAAUCAUCUUUGACCGGCUCAAUUUGCGAGAAAGCCUUCCGCAUUUUUGCUCCAAUUUGUCAACAAUUUAUGGGAGUGACGGCAGAAUCAUUCGUCAAAACUACAGUAUCCCUUGCUUCAAACCAAAAAUUCAGCAGAGCAUUGCAAUGUCAUUAA